Messenger RNA from Chinchilla lanigera (long-tailed chinchilla), 1663 nucleotides. RefSeq names its product solute carrier family 25 (mitochondrial carrier, brain), member 14 (gene Slc25a14). NCBI's taxonomy places the organism in Eukaryota, Metazoa, Chordata, Mammalia, Rodentia, Chinchillidae. The record is from RefSeq and is a predicted model, not a curated record. The transcript has 11 exons. Gene Ontology annotation, cellular component: mitochondrial membrane. Bases 284 to 1261 code for a protein of 325 amino acids. Gene Ontology annotation, biological process: mitochondrial transport; transmembrane transport.
GAGGCGACACCUUGGUUACUUCCGCUGACAGCAAUGCUUCCGGGUUGGCGUUGCGGUGGCGUUUCCGACUGUGGCAGCCUCGGCUUCCCAGUCGUCUGCGGAGCCCGAACAGUCCAGCCCCUUCCCUGUCUUUCACUCUUCUGGCAACGGUGGUUUUACUUCUUCGAUUGAGCCCUGCUUCUUCGACCCCCCUGGGCGGCCGCCUCCUUCAGGCGCCUCCAGUCUCUCCAAGAACUCGCUCGACAGCUGAGGAACUGGCAAGAUCCUGCUACCCAGAGGGUGAAUGGGUAUCUUUCCUGGAAUAAUCCUAAUUUUUCUAAGGGUGAAGUUUGCAACGGCGGCCGUGAUUGUAAGCGGACACCAGAGAAGUACCACUGUAAGCCAUGAGAUGUCUGGUCUGAAUUGGAAACCCUUUGUAUAUGGCGGCCUUGCCUCUAUUGUUGCUGAGUUUGGAACUUUCCCCGUGGACCUUACCAAAACACGGCUUCAAGUACAAGGCCAAAGCAUCGAUGUUCGCUUCAAAGAGAUAAAAUAUAGAGGAAUGUUCCAUGCCUUGUUCCGAAUCUAUAAAGAAGAAGGUGUAUUGGCUCUAUAUUCAGGUAUUGCUCCUGCAUUACUGAGACAGGCAUCGUAUGGCACCAUUAAAAUUGGGAUUUACCAAAGCUUGAAACGAUUAUUUGUAGAACGUUUAGAAGAUGAAACUCUUCUAAUUAAUAUGAUCUGUGGGGUAGUGUCAGGAGUGAUAUCUUCCACUAUAGCCAACCCCACUGAUGUUCUAAAGAUUCGAAUGCAGGCUCAAGGAAGCUUGUUCCAAGGGAGCAUGAUUGGCAGCUUCAUUGAUAUAUACCAACAAGAGGGUACCAGGGGUCUGUGGAGGGGUGUGGUCCCAACUGCUCAGCGUGCUGCCAUCGUUGUAGGAGUAGAGCUACCAGUCUAUGAUAUUACCAAGAAGCACCUAAUACUGUCAGGAAUGAUGGGUGACACAAUUUUGACUCACUUUGUUUCCAGCUUUACAUGCGGCUUGGCCGGGGCUCUGGCGUCCAAUCCAGUUGACGUGGUGCGAACUCGCAUGAUGAACCAGAGGGCAAUUGUGGGACAUGUGGACCUCUAUAAGGGUACUUUGGAUGGUAUUCUAAAGAUGUGGAAGCAUGAGGGCUUUUUUGCACUCUAUAAAGGAUUUUGGCCAAACUGGCUUCGACUUGGACCCUGGAACAUCAUUUUUUUUAUUACAUACGAACAGCUCAAGAGACUUCAAAUCUAAGAACUGGAUAUAUGAGAACCCAGCUCUGCCAGCCUUUCUACUGUUUUUCUUUCCUCUUCUUUCGUGUUCUAAUGUAUUUUGACACAGUUGUAUUUACCGAACCAGUGGUCUCCCAAGCCCUCCUGAUAGAACAAUAGGAUGGUUCAGCAUUGCUCAUGCAUUUGUGUUACCAUGUUAACUUUCCCUGAGAGGAAGUGUUAACAUUGAAACUCUGGUGCCAGAUUGGUAUCUUCUGUGAAGAUGGAUACUGAUGGGUAACAUUCAAAAUGGCCUUCUUUCCAAAUGUGGGUAAAAUAUGGUUGGUUGGCCCCAGAUCUGUGUAAGAGCAGAAGACGUAGGCUGGGACAGUGAAAUGUAUGUUAUAGACCUUGGUUGUCAUUAAAGUAUUUAUUGGCAGAAUCA